Messenger RNA from Colletotrichum tamarilloi, 2019 nucleotides. RefSeq names its product BZIP transcription factor. The record is from RefSeq and is a predicted model, not a curated record. NCBI's taxonomy places the organism in Eukaryota, Fungi, Ascomycota, Sordariomycetes, Glomerellales, Glomerellaceae. The transcript is spliced from 2 exons. Bases 1 to 2019 code for a protein of 672 amino acids.
AUGGCCUCCGAUGCCGUCAACCACCCAAGUCCCGCAGGCUCCGUGGCUUCAUCGGUGACCCCCGGCCUGAAUUACAACAAUAAUAAGCGUAGUGCUCCGGACCACCCAAGCCCGGCGGGCCCCGGGAAUGCCGAAGUUGUCACUCCCGCCGGCGCCGGCACGUCGCCCGCUUCUCAACCACCCGGCGAUUCAAACAAGAAACGCCGUGUCGGUCCUGGCUCCAGGGGCGUCGCCAACCUGACGCCGGAGCAACUGGCCAAGAAGCGCGCCAACGGUGAGCACAAACUUCUCUCGCUCACCUACCCACUCAUCUCAUGCCUCACUGCACACAUGACUUUCUCGUACUCCGUGAUCUUCACCUUCCGUCCCAUUUCCAGCAUUCCUUCGAAACUAGUGCUCGCUGUCGUCCUCACCACCCCCUGUUCACUCACUGCACACCACCCUCGCACACAUACAUCCUUCUCCACAACAUUGACUGGCUCCUCCUCCCCCCUUUCCCACCUCGAUGACGACACACCCGCUAACCGAAGUUCCCAUCGGCCCCGAUCAGACAGGGAAGCCCAGCGAGCCAUCCGCGAGCGCACAAAGAACCAGAUCGAGAACCUGGAGCGCCGUAUCCAGGAGCUGACCUCCCAGCAGCCCUACCAGGAGCUGCAGGCCGUCCAGAGGGCCAAGGAGGCCGUCGAGGCCGAGAACGCGGACCUGAAGCGCCGUCUGGCCACCUUCAUCGCCUCUAUCCAGCCUCUCAUCUCUGCAUCUCCACCGAGCCAACCGCCACCGCCGCCGGCAGACCCGCACCCUGCCGUCUUCCCAUCUCCAAGCGGCAGCUACUCUCAGGUCCACCAGCACAACGGGCCCAUCUCAGCACACAAUGCCUCAACGCCCAACAGUGCGGCCUCCCCGGCCUCCAUCGACCCGACCGCCGGCUGGCAAACGACGCCCAACGGCAGCGGUGGUGGAGGAGGAGGAGGUCCUGUCUCGGACCUCUCCCCCCCGAACCACAUGUACGCCGCGAGCAAGAUGCUCGACCAGCAGCGGCAAGGGCUCCGCCACGGCCUCGACCUCGGCCCGGAGCGUCUCGGUCUAGACUUUCUCCUCCUCGACCAGAACGCCCGCGUCGGCAAGAUCCAGAGCGGCGUCAACGGCGCCCAGGACACGCCGAGCUACAACCACGUGCCCAUGAAGCACGACUGGACCGGCGUCGGCCCCGUCACACACAGCCGGAGCCCUUCCCUCAGCGGGCCGACCGUCCACACCCCGCGAUCACAGGUCGACUACCCUCAGCAGCAGUCGCAAGGACAGCAACAACAACAACAACACCAACCGUCAUCCUCUGCUCCCCCAGAAUCCCGAGCCCUAGGCCACCACACGGCCGAAGUAAAGAACUGCGGCCCAACCUGCCCCCUCGACAGCCUCCUCCUCGACUUCCUCCACGAGCGCCGCCAACGCGCCGCAGACGGCCUCUCCACCCACGAGAUCAUCGGCCCGCGCUACCCCUCCGUCCUCUCCCUCCUCAACCCGGCGAACAGCAAAUACUCCCACCCGCUCUCCAAAGUCUUCACCGACAUCCUCGCCACCUUCCCCGACCUCUCGGCCCUCCCGCAGCGCGUCGCCGUCCUCUACAUCAUGUUCCUCAUCAUGCGCUGGCAGAUCUCCCCCACCCAAGAAAACUACGACCGCCUGCCCGAGUGGGCGCGCCCUCGCCCCGCGCAGCUGUUCACCGAGCACCCGGCCUGGAUCGACCACGUCCCCUUCCCCGCGAUGCGCGACAAGCUGUGCCGCGACUAUAACCCGCGCGAGUACCUCUUUGACAACUUCUUCGUGCCCUUCACCACGACGCUGAGUCUGAACUGGCCGUACGAGGAGACGGAUACGCUGCUGCAGGUGCCGGAGUCGGAUGAGGUGCUGAUUAACCCCGUCUUUGAGCGGCAUCUGCGGAGGCUGGAGAAUUGGACGUUGGGCCAGGCUUUCAACCAGACGUUUCCUAAGCUGAGGGAGACGUAUAAUUUGAAGGAGUGA